GUUCCGGUUGGCGAGCCUGAGGCCCAAGCUCCGCAGAAAACAGAGAAACACGACCGAUAGGAAAAACAACCCAAUUUUGAAUCGGAUUUGGACCCAAAAUCUGAUCCCGAUCGCUCUUCAAUUGCCCACAGGCCGAUUUGGAGAGGAUGUGAGGGUGUUGAUGGCGGGCUCGUCGAGUUGCUCCAGUUGAAGGAGGAUGGCCUUGAUGGCGCCCCGAGUGCCGGGUGAGAUCGGCGUGAGUGCGUGCCGAGCUCGAGCCGGUCCUGACUUGGAUCCGGGCGAGCCGGGUCAGCCGGGUCAGACGGGUCAGCCCCUGGGCGUGCUCUUGUCUCGGGCGGAGCGACACUGGGACUUGGCCGAGCACGACUUGAGUUUGGCCAAGUCCGUGAUGGAGCGCCCCUCGCCGGCCGGCGUCAAGAGCGAGUCGCCGAGUUUGUACGCGCGGCUUUUGGCGCUGCAUGUGCAGGAAUCGCAGAAGGAGCCGCAGAGCUCUCAUUUGAACCCGUGUUCCAAUCUGUUGAGUCAGUUGUGUGGGCGGGAUCCGAGUUUGCGGCGACUGAUUGUCACGCUCGAAGCUCGAGGUUACACGUGUCAUGUGACGGCGGCCGCGCCCGCAGCCGACCUCGAGUUGCUCAAAUUGCCUUAUGAAGAAGAGGAUCUCUUGGGUUACAUCGACGCCCAGGAGAUUCCGCCUUUACUCCUCGAUCUCUUGGACGGACUGAAGUUCAAUCUCUUCUAUGAAGGCUGCCUCAUUGUCGAGGUCCGAGACUUGCGACGCAAAUCGCCGGCGCUUUUGGGCGUGGGUGGCGGAACGGCGGCCCGUCCCGUCGUGUUAGGCGGCUGUGAGGUCCAUCACGUCCUUCUGAAGCCCACCACUCAGUCCAUUAUCUGUGAUAGCAACCUCUUGGCGCAGCAAAGCGCGAAAGUGCUCUCCUCGGAGGAGCGCGUGGCCCUGGAGGCUCAAGUGGUUCUACAAACUCAAACCAAGCCGUUGUGCCUGGACCCGGAUCCCGUGGUGUCCAUCAUGGCCAAGAAGGCGGACGUGGCCCAGAAGAAGUUGUCGAGUGUGGCCACCCGGCGGGCCAUGAACAAGCACUCGCAAGUAGGUCUCAACCGGAAACGAAAACUCGAGCAGUGCUCGGCUCCCAAAGAGGUGGCCCUCUUGGACUUCAUUCAAACGUUGUCCAGCAAGCGAACCAAAGGUUCGCCGAGCGAGGCCUUGCAACGCCAUCAGAGUCUGGCCAAGCAGAAACUUCGAUCUCAGAGCUCGAGUGAAAGUGUGUGGAAUAGUGGCGCUUCGCCGACGGACCUGCUCCCUUCGUUGGAAGCGCCUCAAGCCACGAAAGUGUUGGAAUUCGCCCGUCCCAUGGUCAAACGCACCGAGGUGACGGACAUGACCCCGCACAUUGUGGAAGAGUACAUAUUGGAGACGGCUGAGCGCGGCUCUCAACGCGUGUAUCACACAAGACUGACCAUAUUUCAACGACUAGCCAAUGACGAGUACCUGGGGGAGCUCUACGUGGAGCGGGACUAUCGGGAGAACGAUAACAAGGGAUCCACUUGCCGAUUUGUCUUAGGCACCCGACCGCAUGCUUUGCGAUACAUCAACCAGUUCACUGAGAUUUUCACGGAAGAAGGCCGGAAGUCGGUCAAAAUCACCCACAAAGUGCCCAAUCAGGCGCCCAGAGUGAGUUGUACGCCCGGCAUGAGGGAAAGGAUCAACAAUGAGCGAGCCGCUCUGAAUCGGAUCACGGCGCCCAUCCCGGUGUCACAAGCCAACAGUGCUCCCGCCACGGCUGUGUCCUCCCAGGCGCAGCAGGUGGCCUCCAAUGGUUCUUCGUCGGGGGCGUCGGUUGUGUCGCCCAACGUUCAGGUGGGAACCCCCCAACCGGCUGUGCUCCAAAAGAAAAUUAUUUCCAUGCAACCCACGGCGUCUUCCACGGCGCCCAUCUUACAGCAGCAAUUGAGCUCGCCCACCACUAGUAUACAACAGCAACUCCCGCUCCACCCAUUGCCGCCCACUCAAUCUGUCAAUGUGAGCCGAGCCACCAGUGUUCCGGUGGUCAGUGCCCCUCGCAUCAUUAAUAACGGACCCCCAACUAGUGUGGUGAGUCAGAAUCCGUUGACCUCACCUCACACCCCUCAGCAGCCCAUGUUGCCCUUGACCCCUCACCCUAUGACUCCCAUGGCUCAACCUAGCCCUGCCCCCACCACGCCCCUCUCUGUGGCGCCCACCACCCCGAUGACUCCCCAGCAACCUUCACCGGCCAUACAGAACCUGAAUCCUCCCACACCUAAUGCUAGUACCAAUGGGCCCCAAGAUAUGCAAGAGCAAGCCAUAUCCGCCAUAAUGCAGUCUCUGAUGAAUGACAGUGAUCAGUUCGAAGCGGAAAAGUGCAAGCAACAACAUUUGCCUUCACCAGUGUCUGGACAACUGGUUGGAGGAGCUCAACUCCCUACCAGACCGGUUCCUCCCGCCUCCCUGGCCGGAGUAGUAUCCAAUAGCAAGCCUAUCACAAGUACCUGUGGGUCUGCCAAUUCAAAACUCAUGGCCAAUCGCGUCACCUUCCAAAAUCUGCUGAGUGCCCAAGUGCAGACUCCGCCUCCGGCCACGCCACCCUCUCCAUCCAGUGUUGGCAAUACGCCGUCAAAGGCCAAUUCAAUGCCACAGCUAGCUGCCCAACUCUCGCGACCUGUGAACCUGCCCCCCACUUAUACGCAAGCCGUUGCUCAAGCUCAAAUCCAGGCUCAUGUGGUCCAAACCAGCUCCGAUGGCGAGGCGAGGACUUUGAUUGUCCAACAACAGGGACAGUCGCAGCCACAGAUCUUGCGCCGGCAGAGCUCGAGUGGUGUGGGAGACUUGACC
Molecule: messenger RNA, 2866 nt
Organism: Tigriopus californicus
Lineage: Eukaryota; Metazoa; Arthropoda; Copepoda; Harpacticoida; Harpacticidae
Product: transcription factor SPT20 homolog
Exons: 2
Biological process (GO): regulation of transcription by RNA polymerase II
Cellular component (GO): SAGA complex
Molecular function (GO): transcription coregulator activity
Source: RefSeq, a predicted model, not a curated record